Molecule: messenger RNA, 735 nt
Organism: Cyanidioschyzon merolae strain 10D
Lineage: Eukaryota; Rhodophyta; Bangiophyceae; Cyanidiales; Cyanidiaceae
Product: ribulose-5-phosphate 3-epimerase
Exons: 1
Coding region: 1-735 (244 amino acids)
Biological process (GO): pentose-phosphate shunt, non-oxidative branch; carbohydrate metabolic process
Cellular component (GO): cytosol
Molecular function (GO): metal ion binding; D-ribulose-phosphate 3-epimerase activity
Source: RefSeq, a predicted model, not a curated record
AUGCAGUCUAAACCUCUAGCGACCAUCGUUGCACCGUCGUUGCUCUCUUGUGACUUUGGCAACCUCGGAGCUGAGGCGAAACGCGUGCUCGACGCCGGGGCCGACUGGUUGCACGUGGACGUCAUGGACGGGCACUUUGUCGACAACUUGACACUCGGGCCUGUUGUCUUCCAGGGUCUCCGACGAGCCGUCGGCCAACAAGUGUUUCUGGACUGCCACUUUAUGACCACCGCGCCGGUGUUCUGGAUCGAGCAGUUCGCCCGCGUCAACGGCGAUAACCAGGGCCCAGCUCCAAACCUGGGCUGCACCUUCCACUACGAGGUGUUUGGAGAAGACGGUCUGCGCAUGGCGCUGGCACUCUGCGAGCGUGUUCGAGCGUUACGGGCGCGACCAGCCGUGGCCCUUCGCCCGAGUACCCCAGUUGAGGCUGUGCUUCCGCUGGUAGACGCAGCCGCAGUUGAUAUGGUUCUGAUUAUGACCGUUGAGCCUGGACACGGUGGGCAAAGCUUCAUGCCUGAAUGUCUACCCAAGGUGCGGUUUCUUCGCGAACGAUAUCCGCUCCUUGAUAUUCAAGCGGAUGGUGGCAUCGGCCUGACAACCGCAGACGCAGCUGCUCAGGCAGGAUGCAAUGUUCUGGUGUCUGGCUCUGCUGUAUUCGGUGCAGGGCCGGAUGCUGGGCGUGUGAUUGCUGGGCUACGGGAGGCACUUCAUAGGGCGCAUGACCAUUCUGUCUGA